Messenger RNA from Artibeus jamaicensis (Jamaican fruit-eating bat), 3100 nucleotides. RefSeq names its product protein phosphatase 4 regulatory subunit 3A (gene PPP4R3A). The record is from RefSeq and is a predicted model, not a curated record. Gene Ontology annotation, biological process: protein dephosphorylation; DNA damage response. Gene Ontology annotation, cellular component: nucleoplasm; protein phosphatase 4 complex. Bases 1 to 2502 code for a protein of 833 amino acids. The transcript is spliced from 15 exons. Lineage: Eukaryota; Metazoa; Chordata; Mammalia; Chiroptera; Phyllostomidae. Gene Ontology annotation, molecular function: protein phosphatase activator activity.
AUGACCGACACCCGGCGGCGGGUGAAGGUUUACACGCUCAACGAGGACCGGCAGUGGGACGACCGGGGCACCGGGCAUGUGUCGUCAGGCUACGUGGAGCGGCUGAAGGGCAUGUCCCUGCUUGUCAGGGCUGAGAGCGACGGCUCUCUACUUUUAGAAUCCAAAAUAAAUCCUAACACUGCAUACCAGAAACAACAGGAUACUUUGAUUGUGUGGUCUGAAGCUGAAAAUUAUGAUUUGGCCCUUAGCUUUCAAGAAAAAGCUGGAUGUGAUGAAAUUUGGGAGAAAAUAUGUCAGGUUCAAGGAAAGGACCCUUCAGUGGACAUCACUCAGGACCUUGUAGAUGAAUCUGAAGAGGAGCGUUUUGAUGAUAUGUCAUCGCCAGGUUUAGAAUUACCAUCUUGUGAAUUAAGUCGCCUUGAGGAAAUUGCAGAACUUGUGGCAUCAUCUUUACCGUCCCCCCUGCGUCGUGAAAAACUUGCACUAGCACUGGAAAAUGAGGGUUACAUUAAAAAGCUUUUAGAGCUUUUUCAUGUGUGUGAGGAUUUGGAAAAUAUUGAAGGACUGCACCACUUGUAUGAAAUUAUCAAAGGCAUCUUUCUCUUGAAUCGAACUGCUCUUUUUGAAGUUAUGUUCUCUGAGGAAUGUAUAAUGGAUGUCAUUGGAUGCUUAGAAUAUGAUCCUGCUUUAUCACAACCACGAAAACACAGGGAAUUUCUAACAAAAACAGCCAAGUUUAAAGAAGUGAUUCCCAUAUCAGAUCCUGAGCUGAAACAAAAAAUUCAUCAGACAUACAGAGUCCAGUACAUACAAGAUAUGGUUCUACCCACCCCAUCAGUCUUCGAAGAAAAUAUGUUAUCAACACUUCACUCCUUCAUUUUUUUCAAUAAGGUAGAAAUUGUUGGUAUGUUACAGGAAGAUGAAAAAUUUCUGACAGAUUUGUUUGCACAACUAACAGAUGAAGCAACAGAUGAGGAAAAAAGACAGGAAUUGGUUAACUUUUUAAAAGAAUUUUGUGCAUUUUCCCAAACACUGCAACCUCAAAAUAGAGAUGCUUUUUUCAAGACUUUGUCAAAUAUGGGCAUAUUACCAGCUUUGGAAGUCAUCCUUGGCAUGGAUGAUACACAGGUGCGAAGUGCUGCUACUGAUAUAUUCUCAUACUUGGUUGAAUAUAACCCAUCCAUGGUACGAGAGUUUGUCAUGCAGGAGGCACAGCAAAACGAUGAUGUAAGUAAGAAGUUAACAGAGCAAAAAAUAACCAACAAGGAUAUUUUGCUCAUCAACCUCAUUAUAGAACAUAUGAUUUGUGAUACAGACCCUGAACUUGGAGGAGCAGUCCAACUUAUGGGCCUGCUUCGAACUUUAGUUGACCCAGAGAACAUGUUAGCUACUGCCAAUAAAACAGAAAAGACUGAAUUUCUGGGUUUCUUCUACAAACACUGUAUGCAUGUCCUCACUGCUCCUUUACUGGCGAAUACAACAGAAGACAAACCUAGCAAAGAUGAUUUUCAGACUGCCCAGUUGUUGGCACUCGUAUUGGAAUUGUUAACAUUUUGUGUGGAGCACCAUACCUACCACAUAAAGAACUACAUUAUUAAUAAGGACAUCCUGCGGAGAGUGCUAGUUCUCAUGGCUUCGAAGCAUGCUUUCUUGGCAUUAUGUGCUCUUCGUUUUAAAAGAAAGAUUAUCGGAUUAAAAGAUGAGUUUUACAACCGCUACAUAAUGAAAAGUUUUUUGUUUGAACCAGUAGUCAAAGCAUUUCUCAACAAUGGAUCCCGCUACAACCUGAUGAACUCUGCUAUCAUAGAGAUGUUCGAAUUCAUUAGAGUGGAAGAUAUAAAGUCACUGACUGCUCAUGUCAUUGAAAAUUACUGGAAAGCACUGGAAGAUGUAGAUUAUGUACAGACAUUUAAAGGGUUAAAAUUGAGAUUUGAACAACAAAGGGAAAGGCAAGAUAAUCCCAAACUUGACAGUAUGCGUUCCAUUUUGAGGAACCACAGGUACCGCAGGGAUGCCAGGACGCUCGAGGACGAAGAGGAGAUGUGGUUCAACACGGACGAAGACGACAUGGAGGACGGAGAGGCCGCGGUGUCUCCAUCCGACAAAACGAAAACCGAUGACGACAUCAUGGACCCAAUAAGUAAAUUCAUGGAAAGAAAGAAAUUAAAAGAAAGCGAGGAAAAGGAGGUGCUUCUGAAAACCAAUCUUUCUGGCCGGCAGAGCCCAAGUUUCAAGCUUUCCCUCUCCAGUGGGACAAAGACUAACCUCACCAGCCAGUCACCUGCAGCAAAUCUGCCUGGUUCUCCAGGAUCGCCGGGGUCCCCAGGAUCUCCGGGCUCUCCUGGAUCGGUCCCUAAAAAUACAUCUCAGACGGCAGCUAUUACUACCAAGGGAGGCCUUGUGGGUCUGGUAGAUUAUCCCGAUGAUGAUGAAGAUGAUGAUGAGGAUGAAGACAAGGAAGACACGCUACCAUUGUCAAAGAAAGCAAAGUUUGAGUCAUAAUAAUGGCAACUGCCUACAAUCAGUACCUGUAGAAAAACUGGUUCUCUACCCCGACCCCCUACAAAAUCCACAACAAAGCAGUGGUCUCUUGUGAACGACUGACACAGAUCAGCCUCGCACACUUGACUUCUGCUCAUCAAGUGCCAAUUCAAUGGAGCAGGAGGAGGGGAUAUUACACACUGGGGGAAAGACAUAAGCCUUUGAGCUCUCCAGCUUGGACCACACAUUGCCCUUUUCUCAGGGAAGGAAAUGGAAACAUAAAGCCAACAGGGCAGGGGUUUUCUAAGUGGAUUGACUGGUCAGUUGCUACAAUCAAUAUGCUUUCUCGGACCAUGUUUGGGACUCAGAAGAAUAGGCUUUUUGGCCAUAAUUCUUAACUAGUUAAGAAUGCCAGCAGUUUCUUUGUAUAAAGAGACCUGCCUUUAAAAUCGUACAUUCUGAACAUUUUAGUCAAACUACAACAGGUUUGGAAAACCUAUGGGGGAGGGGCGAAUAUAAAGUUUCCUCUUUUUUAUCUGUUCCCUUUGCCCUUCGAACUGCAGAUUUUUUUUAAAGUGGGGUUUUGUCCCUGCUUUAUUAAAGAUUGAGUGGAAUUCUA